This is a messenger RNA of Terrapene triunguis (Three-toed box turtle), 1351 nucleotides long. RefSeq names its product family with sequence similarity 98 member C (gene TSLIG3C). Gene Ontology annotation, cellular component: tRNA-splicing ligase complex. NCBI's taxonomy places the organism in Eukaryota, Metazoa, Chordata, Testudines, Emydidae. The transcript has 8 exons. Bases 67 to 1125 code for a protein of 352 amino acids. The record is from RefSeq and is a predicted model, not a curated record.
UGCGUGGCUGGGCUGCGCCCUGCUGGAGACUUUGAACUUGGGGCCUGAGCCGGGCGGGUCCCGGCCAUGGAGCGCAGGGCGGCUGGGUCCCUGGGGUCGCUCUCCGAGGAGAACUUUCUGCGCCUGGCCGAGGCCGGGGUGCAGAGCCCCGAGUUCACCGGGCUCUGCGCCCAGCUGGUGGCGGAGCUCCGAGCCCUCUGCCCCCUGGAGGAGGAUGUCAGUCCCACCAGCGGCCCCGAAGAUGCCGAGACCUUCCAGAUUGAGCUGAGCGGGUUGCUGCAGGAGCUGCACUGCCCCUACGCCGCGCUCACCACGGGGGACGUGACCGCCCGCCUGGGCAGCGCCCACCUCUGCCUCCAGCUGCUGUACUUCCUGAGCUCGGAGCUCCAGGCCGCCCGGCUCCUGAGCUGGAAACGCCCCCCUUCGCCGCGGCAGGGAGUGGGGGCCGGCGCUGCCCGGCAGGAGCUGCGGCUCAUCAACCAGGCGCUGGGCAGGCCGGAGCCGGCCCCGACCUGCCCCAUCCCCCAGCUCCUGGAGGACCUAAAAUCCAAGGUAGCGGAGGCCCUGUCCGCGCUGCCCGCCGGCCACCAGGAGAUGGCGCCGCUGCUGAGGGCGCCGCUGACAGCUCGGGGGUGGGGGCGGGGGGGGGGGCCCAGGCCGGGUCGGGGGGGUGCAGCGCAGAACCUGUGGCUCUGCUCCUGGCUCAGGGAGGCGCUGGAGGGGAUCCGGCAAGCCCUGUGUGCCGAGUACGAAUGCCGCAAGCGCAUGAUGAUCACGCGCUUCAACGUCACCCUGCAGUCCUUCCACUGGUCCGAGAGGGCGAAGGCCCAGGGCUCCGCCCUGCUGGCAGCCGUCUCCCCGCUGCGGCAGGCUGAGUCGGUCGCCUCCGGCGUCACCCUGGCCCGGCUGCUGGCCACCCGCGCGGACGCCUCGCGCAUUGUCAGCACCAGCAGCGGGCGCUGCCGCCACCGGACCAGCUGUGCCAUCAACAAGGUGCUGAUGGGCGGCGUCCCAGACCGAGGGGGCCGCCCCAAUGAGAUCGAGCCCCCCAUGCCCACCUGGGAGAAGAGGCGCGAGGGGGGGGCAGGCCAGCAGCGGGGCCGACGGGGCAAGAAGAAGAAAUGAAGCCUGCUCCGUCCCUGCCGGGAGCUCCCCCCUACACUGCAGGGGGGCAGGGAGAGCAUCCGGGGGGCAAAGACUCAAGGACUCAGAGCCCAACUAUGCAGAGUGGGCGGUGGAGGGGAGCUGGGGCUCAGAGGGGCUGCGGCCCGCUACAGCCAGGGCAGGGCCGGCUCCAGGCACCAGUUGAGCAAGCAGGUGCUUGGGACGGCCAAGGGGAAGGGGCGGCACG